CACACCAGCAUGACCAGCACACUUAUACGGAGCGAUCUCUCAGCUGUUUGUCCCUGGCAGUCCAUGAGUCCAAGGCACAAGGGAGCGCAGAUGAUCAUUGAGAGCGUUGAGAUCGUACCUCACGCGAAUUUUCCGCGCUGCAACAUCGUGUUUAUUUUUAGUCUCGAGUGUGCCAUGUCACGUCGUCGCUGGUCGUCGCAUCGACGUAUCGACAGGACUUUCGCUGCGUAACUACCGCGUAGGUAUCGCAGAUUUGCUAAGAAUUUUCGACAGGAAACAACGUAGGGAGGCUCGAAACGAGUUGCUCGACAAUAAUUCUCUCGUGCGAUCUAUUCGUUGUGAGUAACGUUCGUGGCGGUCGAGCAUCUAUGCGUUGUUAAAAUUGAAAGUCAGCUGGCAACUCCAUCGAGGAUUCAAUCAUGAGAAAGACGCGCGUCAGCAUCUUCCGCGAUAUUUACUACCAGCCGUACGACGAUUGCACGAGGUUGAAGCUCUAUUCCAGCAGCAAAGCUAGCUUACAGCUGAUGCAGCGCAUGUCAUUGCUCAAGAGAUUAAAGGUUCACAAUGGUUGUGUAAAUUCUAUUUGUUGGAAUAGCAAUGGAGAAUUGAUACUAUCUGGAAGCGACGAUCAACAUCUUGUUCUAACUAAUGCACAUAAUUAUGAGGUAUUAACGGACUACAAAACAAGUCACAGAGCAAAUAUUUUUAGUGCCAAAUUUUUGCCAAACAGCGGAGAUCAUCGUAUUGUUUCUUGUAGCGGAGAUGGCAUAAUUUUGUAUACAGACCUGAUGAGAAGAACGGAAACGUUCCAUAAUCAAUUUACUUGUCACACCGGCACUACUUACGAAAUAGCGACAAUACCCGGUGAACCACAUAGUUUUCUAAGCUGCGGAGAAGAUGGGACGGUGAGAUGGUUUGAUCUCAGGGUGAAGGAUAAAUGUAGCGCUACGAGAUGUAGAGAGGACGUACUAAUUCCUUGUCAAAGAGCCGUUACCGCUUUGUCCGUAAAUCCUGUACUGCCUCAUCAAAUAGCGAUCGGUUGUUCCGAUAGCACUGUAAGAACGUUCGACAGAAGAACUCUCGGUACACCGGCCACCGGUUGGACGGAUGCGGAAAAUUCAGUGAGACCGCUGUGCAGUUUUACUGUCCCAGAAUUCGAGGGCAAUUCUUACAGGAUUACGUCGUUGAGUUAUAGCCCGGACGGACAAGACGUUCUUGUCAGCUACAGCAGCGACCAUCUCUACUUAUUCAGUAUCAAAGAUCAAGGCAGUUUGCAGCUGCGAAAAGAUGCGACGAUGGGAAAAGGAAAGGGAAAAAAGCAUCCCUUAAGAUCGCCUCAACCGGUUCGUCGUUUGAGACUUCGCGGCGAUUGGUCCGAUACUGGUCCCGAUGCGCGUCCGGAAAGAGAAGGAGGUCGUCGCAGUGGUACAGAAAUCGCCCAGGCAAGACCGGUAUUGCACACGUCCUUGAUGCAAAGGAUGACGGACGUGCUCAGCAGAAUGUUAAACGAUCCGGCCACACGCGCUGCUCUGAGUGGUGGAGGCGAAGAUAGUUUAGAAGCCAUUGAGCGACCGGAGGGUAUCCAAAAUAUCGAGAGUAAUCCUGAACCGAAUGCAGAGAGGAGUAACGACACGGUUGAAUUGAGCGUGGAGCAAAGCAAUAUUUCGGGAACAAGUGGAAACGCAAGUGCGCGUGUUGAUACAGUCGAAAGUACAGACAUGGAUGAAACGAAUACCGACAGACCCGAAACGAGAGAGAACGAGCAACCCGAGGAAAGUUAUAAUCAGUUAGCGUCGCCGAAUAUAUCCGCGAGUAUAAACGAUCAUGUUCCUAUGGAAACUGAAUCUAGUCAAAGCGAUCAAACACAACAAAUCACUUGUAUAAAAUCUACAAGUAGUCAUGAUAGAACUGAGCACGAUAAUGUAUGGAAUCGAAACAGAAAUGACGAUGAAACCUCGUGUGCAAAUAUAACUAGCAAACAGGAGAAUAUGAUGGAGAAUCUUCAAGAUAGAUUAACAACGAUGCGGGAUGGUUUUCUCGAAAGACAUGGCAGUGAACCUGCUGUGAGUUUAACGUAUUCCGACAAAAGCUCAACUAGUGCCACGAUAUCACUUGGUGUCGGUGACGAAAUGACUCGCGAUAGUUACCAUCCAGGACCAUCUAGAAGUAGCGAUGGAAGUCUCGAUGCAGGUCCGAGCAGUAAUCGUAAUCAUCAUCGUUAUAACGAUGAAAAAGCUAAAGAAGCUGUGUACAUCGAUAGCGAUGAUGAAGAUAUACAAUCGGACGAAAGAUUAUUAAAUCCAGUCGAGGAAAUGGACGAAGCAAUUUCCAAUGCUCGUUCAUCACAGGAACAUGAGACGUUCGAUGAUGCUUACCUGACGGAACUCUGCGUGAAACGAAAAUAUAUGGGACAUAGGAAUGCCAGGACCAUGAUCAAGGAAGCAAAUUUCUGGGGCAACGAUUUCGUCAUGUCUGGCAGCGAUUGCGGUCACGUUUUCGUAUGGGAAAGAGACACCGCAAGGUUAUGUAUGUUGCUGGAAGCGGAUCAGCACGUGGUCAAUUGCCUGCAACCGCAUCCGUAUCUUCCAAUGCUAGCCACUUCUGGCAUUGACUAUGACGUAAAACUGUGGGCGCCGAUCAACGAUGAACCGAACUUUGAUGAAAAGUUUGCGGAAGACCUGAAAAAAAGAAACGCAGUUAUGUUGGAAGAGACCAAAGACACAAUUACUGUACCUGCGGUUUUUAUGAUCAGAAUGCUGGCAUGUCUCAAUCAGAUACGCAGAGGUCGCGGUCGCAACAGGAGACGGAGCAGCGACGAGAGCGGCGAAUUACGAGGUGGUUGAAUCGUCUUCGACGAUACUGUAAGUAGUAACGAUAAUAAAAACGAAACUCGCAUACCGAUUGCGAAACUAUGACUAUACGAUAAUUCUUUAUUUACCGAUCGAAUCAAUAAAUAUCGACAUCAACAAAUCUCGUGAUGUACAAUGGUACACACGUAAAAUCCAAUUCGAAUGGUGUUUCAGUGUAUAGAGAUACCGAAGAUCUAUAAAAUAUCCGAUGACAUUGCAAACGUCAUUAUGUAUCCGCACAUACUUUGUGCUUAUAAUAAUGAACGAAACUGAACUUGAUCGGUACUCAGUUCCUCGAAUAUCGAAAUUUAUGUAUCUUUCUGUUGCCACCUUGUGUAUAUUUGACGUUUAGAUUGAAUCCUUUAGCGUUUCGGGGAAAAAAAAAAGGAAAGAAUUUUGAUCUCUGUGUAUAUAACUUGACAUUUAAUACUACUCUACAAGAUUAUCACGAAAUAUAUUAGCAUCUACGAAUAUUUAUCCGAGUCAUUAUCGUUAUGCGGCUUCGUAUAUUUUGCUAAGAGAUUGUUGUCGAUGAAAUGAGCAGUUUAAAAUUAACACGCUAGUCGAAGGCUUGCAACAAGAAAUUUCUCUUUCGUCUCUAUUUGCAUAUAUUUCCUUGUGUUAUUAGAAUUCAUAGGCGCGCGACGAUCGCCUAUACGUAUAUACAUGUAUCAAUAUACUUUAUUAAAGAUGUCGAGAUCUUUUGGCAACAAAAAGUAUCGAGUCGUGCAAUCGUAGGCUGCACGAUCUUUGAGAUUUCAAGCCUUCGCAUCCCGUUCUUUCGAAUACACAUACGUAGUGAAAUGUUUAUUGAAAUAUUUAUUUAAAUUAUUACACUCUUAUGAAUAUUUUCUAAAUGUCAAGAUUAAAAUAGAAGUUGUUAAAAUUUUCAUGGAAUUAUAUUUCAUGCUUGAGAGGACGAAUACAUAGUACUGGGUUAUAGCUUAAUGAUCAAGAGAGACGUUUUAUUUUUUGUUGUUGCUGCAGGCACAAAUAUCUUGUAAAUUGCACGGCUAACUUUUCACAUCCGUUCUGUAUGUUGUGUAUGAUUUACAUUUAUCAUCGAGAUUCGAGGAAUAAUACGACGAAUGGAGUGUCAGUAAUACAGUUUGAUCCCGUAGAAAAGGACAAUGCGCGAUUCUAAUAUUAUAAUUAGGACAUGAAAAUUUCUGUCGUAAGGCGAACCGUAACACGUGCCUUACAAAUCUUUGAGUUAAAGCAAUAAAGUAUAUACCGAUAAUAGUAAUCGUAUCUACUUGAAAUAUAGGCAGAUUUAUGAAAACGUUGAAGGUUUUAGAAAUCGACUAUCGUCAAUAAUCGUGUUACGACGCCACAUCUCGCGUAGCGUCGCCGCUUGUGCAAUUUUAGUAUGAUAGUCAUAUUGGUAGAAUAUAAUCAACGAUCGUUAGAUGAGCAACGUACAUGUAAGAAUGAACGACAUGUCUUUACAAUUAUGUAUUAUCAAGAGGAGCCUGUUUAUAAUAAAAGUGUGAACGCGAAUGCGCAAUAUAAUAACGCAGUAUCAUUAUUCUCCUCGUUAAUCCCAUCAGCGUCGAUCCUUUUUGUCUAUACGCUAAAUGUCACAUGUAAUAAUUGAACACCAUACACUCGGGCAUGCACACGCGUGCACGUACACAACACACACACACACACACACACACACACACACACUCUCUCUCUCUCUCUCUCUUUCUCUCUCUAUCUCUCUCUAUCGUUUCGAUUUUGAUAGAGAAGUCUAAAAAUGAUGUCGUUUACGUUGCACGCGUAACAAUGUGUAAUAAAAUUAUUCUUACAACUAAAUAAUUUAUCAAGAAUUCGGAUUGUCGAGUAUCUUGAACAUGAAACAAUCUUCUAUUGUAAAAGCAAAUCGUCGAUAGCAGAUGUCUAGCGACGUGAAGCAUCACGCGUAUUAUAAUUCUUGAAUUUUCACCUCUCGAAUUAGCAAAGUGGGAAAGAGAUAUGAACCAAAAAAGAAAUAAUUGAAAUAAAAACGAAAAAGAAAAAGAAACAAGUAAAAUAAAAUCACACAUUCAACAACGGAAUCUAACUUAAUAAACAAAAUACGAAUGCCGCAUUUGUAAUAAAAUCGUACACACUAAUAGUAAAAUAAUAUUAAUAAUCGUAACGCUAGAAAUGAUCGCUAUAAGAAUUGUAAAUGUGUCCGAAUAAUGAGCUAUAACGACAGUAAUAAAAAUGGAUAAGGAGAUCGUAUAUUUCGUAAGCUGUUAUUCUGACGAAUGAUAAGGGAACGCUCCAUUAGUUGAUUAUUUGUUGAGAGCUCAAUGAAGUUCUAUCACUGAUGACGGAAUCUUCGAUCUUCUUUAGUCAAACUUGCCAACAAUCGCUUUCAUUUAAAUUUUAUUAAAUGUAUCAAGUAUUACUAUAAGAAUUUUCGUUGAAUAUAAAUCUUUGUUCGUAAUCGUUACGAACGUAAACGUUCAUAGAAUACCUACACGAUUUUGCUUAACGAAUCAGUCAUAUUAUCAAUGUUUGCAGAGUCAAUCACUGAUAAGCGAAGGAAGAAAAGACUGACAAUCGGUAUGCGAUUGAGAUUAAAUGUUACAUCUCGAAUAAUUCGCAUAGCCGAUAUCAUUCGUUAAAUUUAUCUUAGCUAAGACUAAGCAUUUCUAAAGAUUUCAAAUAUAGAGAGGCAAAUUUUUCAAUUUAUCGAUCGAUCAAUUACAUUAUGCGCAAAUGCAGCAUUUACAGAGCAAAGUUGUAUAAUUUGUGAAUAAUGCGAUUGGUUAAUCGAUAAAUCGGAAAAACUCGCUUCGAUGAAUCGAAUAACGUUCGAUGACAUUGAUAAAAUAUACGAAAUCUAAUGAUUUGCAAAAGAAUGAUAUACGAGUAUUCUACAUUCUCGCAAAGAAUAAGACGAGUCUCGGUGGUACAAGAAUCUUUCGUAGUAUUGUUUACAGAGCCGAGAGAAAAUCAAAACAGAUAUUCAAAUCUCGAGCAGAGUAAUUAAACGUGUACUAUUGUUUAGUGAUGAGUUUAUGAUAAUUGAUAAUAUAUUAACAAUUGUAAUUUUAAUCACUAGUUUCAAAAAGGACAAAUAAAAAAAAGAACACAAGACAAUCGAGAAUCUUCGGAGAACGAUACGCGCGCGUGGAAUAUGCGUGGAUCAACUGUGGGCGCGACUGGGUAUCUGCGUAUUUCUUUCGUUUUUAUUUUUUUCUCAACAUUAGGACAAAAUUGUAAUCGAUCGCUUAUCCGUAGAUCCAAUAAUGUCUAUAAUGAUGAAGUUUAGCUUAUACACUAAAUGUAUGAAGAAAAGGGAAGCGAGAGAGAGAGAGAGA
Molecule: messenger RNA, 6148 nt
Organism: Solenopsis invicta (red fire ant)
Lineage: Eukaryota; Metazoa; Arthropoda; Insecta; Hymenoptera; Formicidae
Product: DDB1- and CUL4-associated factor 6
Exons: 16
Coding region: 420-2843 (807 amino acids)
Biological process (GO): positive regulation of transcription by RNA polymerase II
Cellular component (GO): Cul4-RING E3 ubiquitin ligase complex; cytoplasm
Molecular function (GO): protein binding
Source: RefSeq, a predicted model, not a curated record